Tarenaya hassleriana is the source of this 1056-nucleotide messenger RNA. RefSeq lists its product as uncharacterized. The transcript has 3 exons. Lineage: Eukaryota; Viridiplantae; Streptophyta; Magnoliopsida; Brassicales; Cleomaceae. The record is from RefSeq and is a predicted model, not a curated record. Bases 1 to 1056 code for a protein of 351 amino acids.
AUGUCACCUCUCAAUACCGGAGUUCACCAGACAUCAGCUACCACCGACGCCAUCGACUAUAACGAGAGAGCCAAUCGCUGCAAGACCCCCUCGCCGGCCAUCCGUCGCGGAAAUACUUGUCAGGGGGACAUACAGUCAUUGAUGGAGGUAAGAAAAGUGCUACAGGAGUUCAGUGUAAAAACGGGACUGCAAAUUAACCCCGAGAAAUCUGAGUUAUUCCUCUCCGGCAUGAAUGUGGUCGAAAAGGAGAACAUGUCCUCUUCGGUUGGCAUUGCUCUUAGCUCACUACCCCGGGAAAUUCAGCUUGUCAUCUCUGUCAUUUAUGGGAUGAUCAAUGCUUGGAGCAUGACCUUUGUGUUGCUUAAAUUUAUAUUAAAAGAGAUUGAUAGCCUAUGCUCUAGGUUUAUCUGGCAACAUGCAUGGGAUCACUCACCCAGCUAUCGAGUUUCAUGGACAGUAAUAUGCAAGCCUAAGAAGGAAGGAGGAGUUGGGAUAAGAAUGAUUGAGGAGACACAUGUUGUCUUCCGUCUUAAGUUUGUCUUGUUACUGCUUACUAAGGCGGGGUCUCUAUGGGUUGCGUGGAUUCGACACAAUGUUUUCAAAGGCAAAACUUACUGGGAAGUGAAGGAGACAACAACUAUUACAUGGAACUUGAAGAAAUUGCUACGAUUGAAGGUUAUGGUAAGGCCUUUCACUAAGAUUAACCUGGGAGAUGGAAAGAAGACAUCUUUUUGGUAUGAUAGUUGGCUGCCUCUCGGGCCGCUGAUUGAUUUCAUUGGCUCAGCUGGUCCUCGACUGUUGCGGAUAUCUAAAAUGGCCACGGUGGCAGAUGCAAUACGGGACGGAAGCUGGAGUUUGCCGGGUGCGCAGAACGACCGCAUCCAACAACUUCACAUCCUCUUAUUACAGACUGAUCCACCGAGGCAUGAUGUAGGACCGGACACAUGUUUGUGGCGAUGUACGGAUGUUGAUUACAGGCCUAGUUUUAAAACGAAACGGACAUGGGAGCUUUGUCGCACUCCAGGGACUAUUGUUGAAUGGCAUAACCUGGUGUGA